AUGCCGCUUCCAAAGCACACGGUUCAACCGGUCAAAGUCAGCCAGGUUCCUGUGCCUAAUGGCGUAGAUAACGAACUGGAGUUUGUGGCUAAUGCGACACUGUGCAACCUAAUGCGUCAGAUGGCAUCAAUUAGUCAGUUAGCCACUAACAUGUUCGAAGAAUUAACAACCGAACUGUCCAGUUUGGCUGAAAGAACAAUGAGACUGCAAAAUCGUCUUGCGAACCUUCAGGAAGAUGUACAGAAUAUGCAAAAAGGAGAUGAAGACUUGACUGCUAAUGUCCAGCCGGUUCAGCUACCUCCGUUUGCUAGUAAAAAACCUGCAGACAGUCAAGUUCUCAGUCGGAAUACCAUUCCUCCCUCUAUGAGAGCUUGCUACGAACGCGCAGAUCCGGCACCACCAUUGCAGCAGAUGGAUAAACUGCGUGAUGACGGUAAAAUCAGCAUGAAAAUAUACUCAGACCCCAGUUUCUUCUUCGACUUGUGGAGUCAUGAAAUGCUGCAGGACCACAAACAUCGGCGUGCGGCAAAGAAAAAGCGCGUUAAACCGAAGGCUAAAUCACAUGCAGGCAAAAGUGCUCAUGGGCAAGGCCAACAGAAACCACAGAUGGUAAUUCAACAGACAGGGGUAGGUGGACACUACGUCCCUCCGGGUGCUAAUGAAGGCAUGAGCAACUCGAUCGCGCCACCUUUUACCCCGGUCUCAGUAACAGUGCCGAAAUCCCCAGCCCCGCCUCCGAUCCCUUUAGCGAAUGUAAAUUAUUCAAACGGACCGUUGCCACCACCACCACCGCCACCUUCGAUUCCUCCAUCAUCACCAGGACCAGGAUCUGCACUUGGUCAACAAGCUGGUCACGGGAUGAGCAAUGGUCUCAAUGUGGAUUUCCCGACUUAUCCUCAUCCCGUCCCACCCGUGCACCCGGUCAAUGGUUUUCAUGACACCAUAGAUGAACAGUUACCCCCACCAGCUCAUCCGAAUCCCCCUGUGACUCCAUCGAUUCCACCGUUCAUGGAAGAAACAAACACAGUCUCAAGUUCGCCACCAGAAGGCAAUUCGGAGGUUGCUCAUUCAAUCGAUGAUAGUGGAUUUCCCUUACCAUCUCCUUCUAUGCUCCGUGAUCCACAAGGUCGUGUGCAUCGUGCAAGUGCCGGAAGUCCAGCAGCGGUAAGUGUUUCUGUGUAA
Messenger RNA from Echinostoma caproni, 1182 nucleotides. Lineage: Eukaryota; Metazoa; Platyhelminthes; Trematoda; Plagiorchiida; Echinostomatidae. The record is from the annotation of a GenBank genome assembly.